Phalacrocorax carbo (great cormorant) is the source of this 5306-nucleotide messenger RNA. NCBI's taxonomy places the organism in Eukaryota, Metazoa, Chordata, Aves, Suliformes, Phalacrocoracidae. The record is from RefSeq and is a predicted model, not a curated record.
GGGUGUGGGAUCACCAGCACUCGCAGUGCCUCCGGUACGGAGGCACCAGUGCACCCAGUACGCGCCCGCCGCGCCGCGGUGCACGCCGGGAGCCGUAGUCCCGCCCGCCGCGCCGCGGUGCACGCCGGGAGCUGUAGUCCCGAGCCCUCCGCCUCGCGGCCCGUCCCUCCCCGGGGCGGACUCCAUUUCCCGGCGUGCCCCGCGACGCGCGGCCCCUCCUGGCCACCGUCCUCUUCCCUCCCUGCCGCCCCGCCCCGCCGGCCCGGGCCCGGGCCGGGCCCCGCCGCCGCCGCCGCCGCCAUGUCGGAGCCGCUCGGCUGGUGCGUGGAGGCGGUGCGGGCGGCGGCUGAGCCGGGGCUGGCCCGGGCCCUGCUGGCGCUGCGGACCCGUCACACCCGCCGCCCGGGAGGAGCCGCUCGGUUCCGAGAGCGGGGCGGGCUGGGGCCGCUGCUGGAGCUGCUGGGCCCUGAGCGGCCCCGCCGCACCCUCGACCUGGCCCUCAGCGUCCUCGGGAACUGCUGCACCGAGCCCGGCUGCCGCCGUCAGGCCCGGCGCCUGGGCGGCGUCCCCCGCCUCGUGGCCCUGCUGUCCUCACCGGGGCCGGAGAGCGUGCAGAACCGGGUGGCCCGCACCCUUGCCAACCUGGCGCUGGAGCCCGAUGGCGCCCGGGACGUCCUUGAUGCCGGUGCUGGACCCCUCCUGGUGUCCCUGGCCGCCUCCUGCGGCACCCCCGAGUGCCUCCACAGCGCCGCCCGUGCCCUCCGCAUCCUGGGGGCUGCCCCAGCCCCCCGCCGGGCCCUGGGCCAAGCCGGGGCCGUCCGAGCCUUGGCCUCCCGCCUGGCCUCCCUCUCCCCGGCUCAUCCCGCCUGCCCGGCCGUCGCCCGAGCCCUGCGGGGUCUCACCGACAGUCCCGGCCCCUCGGCUGAUGACGUGGCUCCCGCUUUGCCCGCCUUGGCCGCCCUGGCCGCUCACGCCAAGCGGGAUCACCGCCAACCCGCCCUGGGAGCCAUCGCCAACGCCUGCGCACGUGCCCCGCUCCGACCUGCCCUGGGGGCCGCCGGGGCGGUGGAGGCAGUGACCGAGGAGGUGAGGAGGGCGUUGGCGUCCCCCAAUGUCGCCGGUGCCACCGUAGCCGUCCGGGCGCUCUGCCUGCUGUGCCGGGAAGCUGUCAACCGGGCGCGGGUGCGGGCAGCUGGCGGGUUGGGGCUGCUCCUGCGGCUCCUGGCCGAGCCCCGCGCCCGGCCGUGGCGUCCCCGCGUCCUCCUGGCUUUGGCUGCCUUCGCCUACGACCAGGAGGCCCUGGCAGCCCUGGAGGCCCGGGGUCUGGUCCCGCUGCUCGCCGACGUACUGCGAGCCCGGGCUGAUGAGGCGGAGGAGGAAGAGGAAGAAGAGGACGAGGAGGAAGACGAAGAGGAGGAGGAUGAAGCUGCCGCGUCAUGUGAUCUUCCCCGGGAGCUGCCUGGUCCGCCUGGGGCUGGGGCAGCUGCCGGGAGCUUGCGGGGACUCAAGUCCUGGCUCCUCUCUGAAGCUGCCUCCCCACCGCCCUCCCCCCCGUCCUCCACCGCCCCCCCCCACUGCCCCUCACCUCCCCGCCGUCGCCUGCCCCCCAUGGGGGCCCUGGCCCUGCCCCGGGGGGUGGGCGAGGGGGACCCUUGGCUCCCUGAAGCCCCCGCUCUCCUACUUUUGGGGCGCCUAGCAGCCGCCGACGAACCCAGCCGAGCCCUGGCCACUGCCCCCGUUGUUUCGGGGCUCCUCCGCUACCUAACGGGGGUCCCUGCCCCGGCCCCCCGGGCUGCCCGGGUGCUGCAGCGCCUGACAGGGCACCCCGCUUUUUUGGGGGCGCUGGUCCGGGCUUACGUCCCUUCCCUGCUCCACUCCUGGCUGGUCCUCGGCCUCGCCCCACCCCAGGCCGAGGAGCUCUCGCGGCCAGGGGGACCAAGGCGUCCAGCCGCCACCCCUCACCCCCGCCAGGCACGUCUCAAGGAGUUGGGUGAGGGACUCCUGCGCAACCUGGUGGCAGCAGCAGCGGCCCCCUUUGGCGUGGGGCUGCUGACCCACAUGCUACGCUGCGGGGCCCCCCCGGCCCGCCUGGCCUGUGCCACCGCCCUGCCCUUGCUCGCCAGGCCGGCGUCCCCGGCACGGGGGCUGCUGUGGGGAGGGGGGGCAGUGGCCCUGCUGCUCUCGGCGGUGGCCCGGGGCCCCGUGUCCCCCUAUGAGCCCCCCCCAGCCUUCGCCCUCUACGCCGCCGAUGCUAUCGCCCUCCUGCGGGGACACGCCGGGGACACGCCGGGGGACGCCGGGGACACGCCGGGGGACGGCGAGGACGCCCUGGGACAUGCCAGUGCUGCGGACCUGCAGGUGCACGGAGAUGGGGACACCAAGGACCCGUGGGGACACGGGGAUGCUGAGGACCUGUGGGGACAGGCAGACAGACAUGGGGACAGAGGUGAUGCCCCUGGGGAGAACGGUGACCUGCAGAGACCUUCAGACCGCCACAAGGACCUGUGGGGACACACAGACACCUUUGGGGACACCGAGGACACCUGGAGGCACAUGGAUGGCCACGCAGCCUCUCCUGCAGAUGGGCACGGUGACGUUGGGGACAUACCACCGUGCACGGAUGGACAUGGGGACCCAUGGGGACACACGGACGGACUUGGGGAUGCUGACGAGUCGUGGGCAUCCACAGGAUCCCCAUAUCCCCUGUCCCCUGUAGCCCUCUACCCCCCACCCCUGCUGUCCCCUGUGUCCCCAUGUCCCCAGGUAUCUCCAGACCCAUUUUCCCUGGGGCCACCCGGUCCCCAGAUGUCCCCAAGGGCUGCUAAACGUCCCCGAGCAUCCUCUUGUCCCCAGCUGUCCCCAAACCCUCCCAACCUCCAUUCAGAAGUGGUCCCAAGACCCCUCAAAUGUCCCCUACUGUCCUCUUCUCCACUGUCCUCAAACCUUCCCAACUCAUGUCCCCAGGUGUCUCGGAGGUCCUGCAACCCAUGCUCCCACCUGUGCCCCUGUCCCCAGGUGUCCCCAACACCCCUCAACCCCUGCCCCCCACCACUCCCAUGUCCCCAGGUGUCCCUAGCGUCCUCCAACCCAUCUCCCCAACCACCCCCCUGUCCCCGAGCCUCCCCAAGCGCCCCCAACCCCUGUCCCCAGGCAUCCCCAAGCUCCUCCAACCCAUCUCCACCACCCUCUCCAGCGCCCCGGGCAUCCCUGACCCCUCCAGCCGCACAUCCCGCUGCGUCCUUGGAGCCAUGUCCCUAUGCCCUGACCCCCCACGACCUCCUCCUCCUCCCCAAUGGCACCCACCCUGGGGUGCCGGUGGCCCGGGCGGCCCUGACCCAGGGGUCCCCUGUCCUUGGAGCCAUGUUGGGAGGGGCCUUCGCCGAGGCCCGCCAGGCAGCGGUGGCCUUGGGCUGUGCCCCCCGCCGCCCUCUCCUCCUCCUCCUCCAUUUUGUCCACGGCUGCCGGGGUCGCCCCAGGGACGGGUGUCCCGUCCUGUCCCCGCCCGUGUCGCCCACCGCUGCCGGCGCUGCCCUUGCCUUGGCCCGCCGUUACCUGGUGGAUGGCUUUGAGGACGUCGUGGCUGCUGCCGUCUCUGCGUCCCCUGGUGCCCUCUGGGCCUUGGCUGAGCGGUGGGGUUGUGCCCCAUUGGCCGCCCGGGCUGCCCAGGCCAUUCUGGGGGGGCCACCCCACAACGUGGCCCCCCGUUUAGUUCGGGUGGCCCGACUAGCCCGAUGUCCCCCUCGCCUGGCCCGGGCUUUGAUGGCUGCUGUGGCGCCCCAGGGGGCCCAGCCCCACCUUGAUAUGGGUGAGCCAUGGGAUGGGGGCGACCCACUGCUGCGACCCCCUGGAGACAUUAAUGGGGACCUUGGGGAUGCCCAGGGGGACCUCGAGGGCCUGGAGGAUGACUUUGGCGUCCCUUACGAGGACCUUGGGGAUACCCAAGGAGACUUCAACAACAUGGCAGACCCUUUUGGUGACCCAUCUAUGGAUGUUGGGGACCCCUUAGGUGAAGACAAUGUGGGUAUGGAGGUCAAGGAGCCUCUCUAGGACCUUGGGGACCCCCAGCAGGAUCUUCGGGACCACUGCAUGGGUGUUGGGGACCCCUUAGGUGAAGACUAUGUGGGUAUGGAGGUCAAGGGACCUCUCUAGGACCUUGGGGACCCCCAGCAGGAUCUUCGGGACCACUGCAUGGGUGUUGGGGACCCCUUAGAUGAAGAUGAGGCGUACAUGGAUGUCAGGGACCUUCCUAAGACCCUGGGGACACCCUUGGGGACCCCUCUGGAUGUUAGGGACCCCUUAGACAAAGAUGACAUGGACAUGGAGGUCAGAGGACUUUCCUAAGACCUUGGGGGCCCUUUUACAGGUCUUGGGCACCCCUUAGAUGAAAAUCAGGAGGAUGUGGCUAUCAGGGGACCUUCAGACCUUAAUGACUCCCUGGAGGACCCCAUUAUGGCUGUUAGGGACACCUCAGACAGAGACUGGGGGGAUAAAGAGGAAAGGAGAGCUCUGAGAUCUUGGGGACACCUUUAGGGACCUUGAGGAGAGGGAGGACACCUACGGGGACCUUAGGGAGGACUUCCUGAAAUUUAAGGGCAUGGUGGACCUUCUUGGGGACCCCCCCCCAUGGGAGUUGGGGACCCCUUAGAUGAGGACAAGCAGGGCAUGGAGGUCAAGGGACCUCAAGAACACCCCUUAAUCAGGGGGUGCACAGGACUGUAGCGACUCUGGGGAGCCGUUAGAUGAAGGAGGUGGUUGUGGAGGUUGAGGGGCCCCUGUGGGGACCUCCUUGGGGUCAUCCUGUAGAUGUUAAGGCCUUUUUUGAUGAUGAAGAUGAGGCAUGGGGGGCGGGGGUCCUUGGGGAUUUCCUCUGCAAGUUGAAGCCCUUUUUUGAUGAUGAAGACAAAGCUGAGGAGAUGGGGAGCCCCCACAUAAGGACUUGUGGACCUAUUUGAGAACCCUGGGGACCUCGUCUAGAUGUUGAGGCUUUGUUUUGAUGAUGUAGAUGAGGUGGAGGAGGAGGAGGUGAGGUGCCCCCAUGGGGACCUCGAGGACCCCCCCAAGUGGCACACAGGGUGGUGGCACAAGGGGAGGAGGUCCAGGUUUGAGGAGGAGGGCACAGUUUCAAGGCACUCCCCAGGUGACAGGGGGACCCCCCCACCAGUUAUGGGGCAUCCCCACAGUGUCAGGGCAGGGCUGCUAUGGGAGGGGUGCCCGGUUUCAGCUCAAUUUCACAGGGUUUUAGGGUUGUGACUGUAGUGGAGGCAACGCACAAUAAAGGACGUGAAGCUGCUCCAGCAUGGUGAGGA